UCUUACGGCCUUGAAGCGACCAAUGUGGCUGCUCGGAUCUACAUCCCAAAUGAUGACGAUGGUGGACGAGCGCGUCUCUCCCUCCGCACGUUCCAUGCAGAGCCCGACCAACCCGUCCACCGUCCACAGCAUCGAGGCCAUCCUGGGCUUCAAGGACGACACCAUCUUCCACCAGCCAGCCUCUUACACCGGGACACAGAGAGACCCGGAGCGCGGCGGGAACGUUCCUGUGACCCAGAGGAAGAAAAGUCAUUACACUGACAGUUGUGACAGUGUGUGCACCGCGGAAGCUUCCGCAGGUCCCGACUCGCCGGACAGAGACGGGAAGCUGUCCGACGACGAGAACCAGAAAAAGAAGCACCGCCGGAACCGAACCACCUUCACCACCUUCCAGCUCCACGAACUGGAGCGGGCCUUCGAGAAGUCCCAUUACCCGGACGUGUACAGCAGAGAGGAGCUGGCCCUAAAGGUCAACCUGCCGGAGGUCCGCGUGCAGGUGUGGUUUCAAAACCGACGAGCCAAGUGGCGUCGUCAGGAGAAGCUGGAGGUGAGCGCCAUCAAGCUGCAGGACACCCCUUCACCGUCUCUUCUGUCUUUUGGUCGACCCACCACCGGCUCCCUGGGCUCCGGGCUGCCGCUGGAGCCCUGGCUCUCCACCCCUAUCACAUCUUCGGCCCCUCUGCAGUCGCUGCCGGGCUUCAUCAGCGGCUCACAGACCCUGCCAGGGGCCUACGCUCCCUCUCCUCCCCCAUCCAUGCCUCCUUCCUUGCCAGCAUCUAUAUUCAGCUCCCCAGGCCUGGGACACGGUCCUCACCUUUCCCACAUCAGUUCUAUGUGCUCCCUGCCACCCACAUACCAGUGCUCAGCCAACCCAAGGAACUCCAGUAUAGCCUCACUGAGGAUGAAAGCCAAGGAGCACAUUCAGUCUAUUGGGAAGACGUGGUGAUGCCAAACGAAGGUUAAGAUGGACAUGCACAUCCAGAAGACAGUGAUUUGAAAAGAUUUUAUCUUUCUGCAGAUCGGAUUGUAAGAUUCUGGACGUCCCAAUCCCAAGAAAAAAAACAAAACAAAAAAAAAACUGUCAAAUCCUGACAGGCAGGACAUCAGUUCCUCAGUUCCUGAAACAUUGUAAAGAAAAAAUUUAAAAGUUCAGUAACUUUAAACUAUAAAUACAGUUAU
Molecule: messenger RNA, 1179 nt
Organism: Poeciliopsis prolifica (blackstripe livebearer)
Lineage: Eukaryota; Metazoa; Chordata; Actinopteri; Cyprinodontiformes; Poeciliidae
Product: retinal homeobox protein Rx3-like
Biological process (GO): positive regulation of transcription by RNA polymerase II
Molecular function (GO): DNA-binding transcription factor activity, RNA polymerase II-specific; RNA polymerase II cis-regulatory region sequence-specific DNA binding
Source: RefSeq, a predicted model, not a curated record